Messenger RNA from Ornithorhynchus anatinus (platypus), 1401 nucleotides. RefSeq lists its product as uncharacterized. The transcript is spliced from 4 exons. NCBI's taxonomy places the organism in Eukaryota, Metazoa, Chordata, Mammalia, Monotremata, Ornithorhynchidae. Bases 477 to 1301 code for a protein of 274 amino acids. The record is from RefSeq and is a predicted model, not a curated record.
CGCAAAGAAAACAGUUCUGCCGUUUUCAUCUGUCAAUGAGCGAUUCACUUCAGGGCAGAUCAGGGAGGUGCUGGACCGGUUGUCGAGAGGGGAAGGAGGAGGGGCAAGCUUAGGGAAGGAGAAGGAAGACAUCUAGAACCCUGGAAGGAAGAAUUCCAGGCCGCGGUUUUCCUUCACCGUCACUGAGCGGGCCGCCUGACUCAGCUCCGGGCCUCGCGUGGCCCUCCGGCCGGCACCUCUGCCGGGGCAGGCCGACGGCCGAAUCGGAGCCGUGUGGGCCGGGGGGGACCUUAAGGAAGCCAAGCCUUUCUUCGGCGGGCGGGGAAAGGGAGAUCGGCCUGGUGGGAGACUGGCUGGGAGUAGGAAGCAGGGGGAGGGGAUCGUUCCCACCGGGAAGCAUUGUGACAUGGGCGGAAGGUGAGGGGAGGGCGGACGAGGGGUCUUAAGCCACAUUUCCCUUCGGGGGGUCGGAGGGAAUGGAGGAAGAGGAGGAGGAAGAGGAGCAGCCACCUAGGGGCCACGACACCCCGGAGGCCCAGCGGUGCCCGAGCGAGUCCCAGGACGGCUUGGAUGGAUUAGACCGGGAGACCAAAAUCCAGCUGGCGAAGGAGAUCGUGGAGCAAGAGCGAUGCCUGGUGCUGAGCAGCUUCACCCAAGCUCUCUUCCUGAAGCUGCACGAGAUCUGCGGCAACUCUGAGGCGGCCGCCGUGGCCCCCGUCCCCUCGCCGGCCACGCGACACAUCUUUCUGCUGUGCCGGACGUCCAGCCUGCAGGACCAGCGACGGCGGCUGCAGGAGCGGCUGAGCGAGCUGCAGCGGGGGAGCCGGAACGCGCCCGCCGCCCUCAUCGCCAUCCUCGUGCGCCCGUCCAGCCCCGCCGAGGCCGACGAGGCCCAGCGGCUGCUGCUGCGGCUGCUCGGCGAACCCUGCUGCCGGGAGCCCCCCGGUCCGGCCCCGGACCUCAGCGGCGGUGCCGAGCUGGACUCCGUCAGGAUGGAGAUGGAGGCGUUUGUCCCGGACGAGCCCCGCGGGGCCCUGCACAUCAUGAAGGCCGCCUGCCGGACCAUGCGGGUGCCCCGGGACGGGCGGCCGUCUGACCCCAAGGAAGAGGAGUCUGAUCAGAGGUUGUCAGAGGACACAGAACCCCCGGGAAUACUUCAAAGACUUCAGAGCACUAUAGGCUGCACAGGAAACCGGCUGCUGGAGGCCAUGUCGUCCAAAGCUGUGGUGCUCACAGCCCUCGGAGCAGCAGCCGUGGCUGCGGGGGCCGCCGGGGCAGCCUACUACACCAGCGAGCACUAGGGGGACCGGACCCCCCCACACCCUUCCCCACCCACACCCCAAAGAUCCGUUGUCCAUCAAGGAUCUCAUGUGCAUCAAAAUAAACUCCUCCAAAUCAGAA